AUGACAGACACAAAUGGGCUAAGCGAAUGGGAGGGAGUCCGGCGGAUUGAACGAUAUUAUAAAAAAUUAGAACAUGAUUUAAAUAAAUUUAAAAUGGAACUAGAGGCAGAUUAUUCGGGAAUUACUGAAACAUUGGAAAAACGACGUGGUUUAUUGCAUGCUGAUUUUUACAAUUCAAUUCUUGGUUCAAAUGAAUUUAAUCUAGAUCCAUUGUUUGAGAUAUUUGAAGAUUUUACUGACGAAUAUUCAAAUAUUGGCACAUUAACUCAUACGUAUUCACCUUAUCCACUAACACAAGCGAGUCGGCCAUCAGCAGGUGCAUCAUCGACUCGGAAAUAUUUUCGUCAAUCUAUCACCUUCCCAUCAACGUCUACUCGUGGUCGUAAACGUCUUCACGGUACAUCAACACCGACAAAACGUAAACGUAACAGUACUACACGCACACCAUCGACAAACAUAAACAACUUCUAUUUGACUGAUUCAUCCCAUCUCAUAUUACCAUCGUCUGAUAGUGACGAAUCAUCCAGUUCUUAUCUUCAAUCUGCUUUAUCAACGACUCAAGAUUAUUUUAAUACAAAUUCAAAUUCAAUCGAACAUCAGCAACAUCAACUAUCAUUUGAGGAUGAUUUCGAUCAAGCAGCAAAUAUUCUGACUGCUAAUUACAGUGGAUCAUCUGGUCAAGUUGAUGAUCGUCGUUAUUGUUUUUGCAACCAAAUGUCCUAUGGUGAAAUGAUUGCCUGUGAUAAUCCGUUGUGUACGCGGGAAUGGUUUCAUUAUCGGUGUGUAAAUAUACAAGUAGCGCCCAAAGGAAAAUGGUACUGCUCUGAAUGUUUAAAACAAACAGCAGCUAUCACCAGUCAAUUAUCAGCAUCGACAAAUAAACAAACUUCAAUAUCAUCUAGCAGUCAAAAUACACUAUCACCACCAUUGGCUUAA
This is a messenger RNA of Didymodactylos carnosus, 936 nucleotides long. Lineage: Eukaryota; Metazoa; Rotifera; Eurotatoria; Philodinida; Philodinidae. The record is from the annotation of a GenBank genome assembly.